AUGCCUUUCCCCAGCCUUCGACGCCGUACCGUCGACGAGCCUCUUCCGCCUCAGCAGGAGAACAGAACACCACCACCGUACCGAGCACGGUCCACGACCAGUUCGGGCCUUUCUCCCCGCAAGAGUCUGCAGUCCGUCCUAGGUUCCGUUCGGAAGAAGACCUCGCCUAGCAAGCCAGACAUCCUUGAGGAAGAAGUGUACUUGUCUUCUGAUCAGGUGCAGUCGAGAGCCUGGAGGACGCCAUUUCGAACUCCCAGUCCGCACCCUGCGAAGGCGUCGUUGACCACCUCACAAUUGAGACUGACCAAGUCCGAGCCACCAAGAACAUUCCUCGAGACUCUGGCCAAUGCAAUCCGGGCACCUGCAGCGUUGUUCUACAAAGAUAAGAGAGACAAGACUUCCGAGGACAGCGCUCCUUUGGUCAGCGAUGAGGUCGACUCCGACGUCAAUCCUCCCUCACCCACCAAGACGUUGAGCUCCAAGAAAUCAGUCAGAUUCCAGCCUGGACAAUCAAUCAUUGAAGAUGAGCCCCGAGCCGUCCCUAUUGAUAUCCCGAACUCGACACCAGCCCUGCCUCCAAUGCAGCUGGCAACGACGCCACUACUCCAAUGUUUUGUGAGAGAUCACCGAGAGAUGAUACCCAGUGGGAGGCCCCGGAGCCCAGCCGUGUUGGAUUCCACCUUGAAGUUCCGGCAAGCUAUGGCUGAGGCACAAGAGUACAUGGAGAAUAACCUUCUUGCCAUUCCUCCUCUCGGCAGUCCGGUGUCAGAAAUCGCUUCUCCUCUGGCUGCAAGUCACCAACUGGAAAAUCCGUUCGAAGAUCCGAAGGAAAAACAAUUUCUUGCCACCAAUGAAAAGAUCGACGAUGCAUCAGAGACAACUUCUGUGAACACCGGAAUGGCGACCACCUCUUCCAACUCGACUGCAGAAAGUGACAAAUACGACGUUUUCCCGGACCUAGCUGGUGAGAUCAACCUUUGCGACAUUCUUCGUGUGACGCAACGCAAACAAUCUGACAAUGUCACAGAGCUUCCUUCCAAUACAACAUUCCUUGACCAACGCCAUGGCGGUUUGAAGGACCCAUGUGGACAGAAUAUCUGCCCUAGGCAUUCAUUCACGAGAAAAUGUCGACUCGAUGAGAAGUGGAUGGGAAAGCCUAGUCACGAAAAUAUCCGUGAGCGCUUCAUACACUCUGGAUGCUUUGACGACUCGAGCCCCUCAAAGACGAAUCCAUUCUCUGAUGACAACGGCUAUGUACACCAAAAUGUCUGUGCUAAUACCACAAUUGCUCCAUCAACCAGCGACAUUGCUGAGACGAGCCAUGUCCAAUCGCCUGGCACUGCGCCGCUUGAGCAGCCGGUAGCAAGUGCAGAUAAGGAAGAGAAUUGCUUCAAGCCAACCCCAGAAGCCGUGAGCAGAGUCCAUAUCUACCGUCGUGGCCGGACACUGACACAGUAG
Molecule: messenger RNA, 1458 nt
Organism: Cladophialophora carrionii CBS 160.54
Lineage: Eukaryota; Fungi; Ascomycota; Eurotiomycetes; Chaetothyriales; Herpotrichiellaceae
Exons: 2
Coding region: 1-1458 (485 amino acids)
Source: RefSeq, a predicted model, not a curated record